Molecule: messenger RNA, 2539 nt
Organism: Schizophyllum commune H4-8
Lineage: Eukaryota; Fungi; Basidiomycota; Agaricomycetes; Agaricales; Schizophyllaceae
Product: succinic semialdehyde dehydrogenase
Exons: 20
Coding region: 134-2539 (801 amino acids)
Biological process (GO): GABA catabolic process
Molecular function (GO): protein binding; succinate-semialdehyde dehydrogenase (NAD+) activity
Source: RefSeq, a predicted model, not a curated record
CCCCCUACCACCGCGAUCACGAGGAGCGCCUCACACGACUGAGACUCCCUCUCUUUGCUUCAGGAGUGCAAAAUCGCAGGUCGCUACUCUGUCUAUACCUGCGUCCAACGCGACAUCAGCCUUUGCAUACCUGAUGGACGCUCUGAUCGCCCAGAACGAGGAGGUUGCCUCCGAAGUGGAGGUCCUCAAAUCCAUCUACGGCGACGAAUGCAUCAAGCCGUGGACAGGCGAGGGUGCUGCCGCCAGCACAUCAAGUGCGAUCGACGGGGGAAAGGCAGGCGCGACGAUCCGGUACCAAGUUGCGCUCCCGCUGCUGGCUCCUCAUGAGGAUGUCACUGUUGAUCUGCUUGUCUCGUUGCCUCCUGAUUAUCCGGAGGUUGCGCCACCGCAGCUGCAAUUGCUGUCGAGGUAUAUUGGACCAUUUAAAGCCGACUCUGAUCUAUUCGGUCGCAUCCUGCGCACAUACAUAUCCGUGUCAGGCGUCGACUUCAUACCCGGCCUGGUCUGCGUCUUCGACGGCGUCCAGCACAUCCUCGAACACCUCACUCAAUGGUAUGAAGAACAUCUCAGCGCGGAGAAAGCUGGCGAUCUCCAACGCGAGCUGGAGAAGGAGGCUCAUGCUGAGCAAGUUCAUGCUUCCGAGAACGACGCGUCGCGACAUGCACCUCGAGCCAUCCUUCCAUCGCGUGAACCACCCCCUCCUUUACCAGAAGGCACGGAGAUCUUCGAAGCCGAGCCGAUUGUGGACCGGAAAAGCGUGUUCAUCGGCAGGGCCGUGCGCAUCACACAUCCAUCUCAGGUUCCCGUCAUCAUAGCAAACUUAUUGGAGGACCGAAAAACAGCAAGGGCUGCACAUCCUACCAUCCAUGCAUGGCGAUGUCAAGUCGGCACCGUGUUGCAUCAAGACAAUGACGAUGACGGCGAGACUGCAGCAGGAGGGCGCUUAGCACACUUGCUCCAAAUCAUGGAGAUCAACAACGUUCUCGUCGUUGUCACUAGUCUCGCGCGACUCGCUCGCCUCGCGGGAUCCUCUGCCUCUCGCCUGUCCGUACCCGCGACAUUGCGCAUGGCGUCCACGAAGGCUGCAGCCGCGGAUCCGUCGCUGGUGAAGACGCAGGGUUUGAUCAAUGGGAAGUGGUUGGACGCGCAGGAUGGGCAGACGAUUUCGGUGACGAACCCGGCGACGUUCGAGGAGUUGGCGACUGUGCCGGAUAUGGGAGCGAAGGAGACUGAGGAGGCGAUCAAGGCUGCGGAAGCUGCCUUUCCGGCCUGGAGCAAGACGACGGCGAAGUACCGCCAUGAUCUCCUUAUGAAGCUGUUUGCGCUCAUGAAGGAGCACACCGACGACCUGGGCCGCAUGAUUACCCUCGAAAAUGGAAAGACCCUUACUGAGGCCAAGGGUGAAGUUACAUACUCGGCAUCCUUCCUUGAGUGGUUCGCCGAAGAGGCCGUGCGCACGUACGGUCAGACUAUCCCAUGCGCGGCACCGGGCACGCGUAACAUCACCAUCCGGCAACCUGUUGGUGCCUCUGUCCUCACCCCAUGGAACUUUCCCUCGGCUAUGAUCACUCGGAAACUUGGUGCUGCUCUCGCAGCUGGUUGCACAACUGUCAUCAAGCCGGCCCACGAAACCCCGUUCUCUGCCCUGGCGCUCGGUGAGCUCGCGAACCGCGCAGGCAUUCCCGACGGCGUCAUCAACAUUGUCACUACGCAAAGCAACGUCUCGGAUGUUGGCAAACUGAUGUGCGAGAGCCCUGCUGUUAGGAAGGUCACUUUCACCGGUUCGACGAACGUCGCGAAGCUCUUGUACGGCAUGUCUGCCUCGACAUUGAAGAAGAUCUCGCUGGAGGCUGGCGGAAACGCGCCCUUCAUCGUCUUCGACGACGCCGACAUCGAUGCUGCCGUGGAGGGAGCGAUCGCAUCGAAGUUCCGUGGCAGCGGUCAGACUUGCGUCUGCGCGAACCGCAUUUAUGUCCAGUCUUCCGUAUACGCUGACUUUGCGUCCCGCCUCGCCGCGAGGAUCGCGCAGUUCAAGCCCGGUAACGGUCUCGAAGAGGGAGUAACCCACGGCCCCCUCAUCCACCAGCGCGCCGUCGAGAAAGUCAAGGAGCACGUUGAGGACGCGAUCGCGAAGGGCGCCCAAGUUAUGGUCGGCGGCCGUGCCGUUGAGAACACGAACAUCUUCUGGCCCACGCUCCUCUCCGACGUCCCCGUGAACGCGAAGUUGAACAGCGAGGAGACCUUCGGCCCGCUCGCCGCGCUCACGCAGUUCGAGACCGAGGAUGAGGUCGUGAAGCUCGCGAACAACGUCCCCGUCGGCCUCGCCGGCUACUUCUUCUCGCGCGACGUGGGCAGGAUCUGGCGCGUGGCGGAGAAGUUGGAGGUUGGUAUGGUUGGCGUGAACACGGGGUUAAUCUCGCAGUCGUGCGCGCCGUUUGGUGGCAUCAAGGAGAGCGGGCUCGGCCGUGAGGGAGGGAGCGAAGGCAUCCAUGAGUACAUGAACACCAAGCUCAUCGUCCUGGGCGGUUUGGAUGCCUAA